Messenger RNA from Closterium sp. NIES-67, 609 nucleotides. The record is from the annotation of a GenBank genome assembly. Lineage: Eukaryota; Viridiplantae; Streptophyta; Zygnematophyceae; Desmidiales; Closteriaceae.
AGGCCAUGCAACAGUUUUAUUACUGGCCAGAUAUGGUGACAGACGUGCAGCGUUACGUGGCCACGUGUCCGAUCUUCCAGCGAAUAAAAUCAUCACAUCAGCGAUCGACAGGACUGUUGCAGCCCCUCGAGCCACCUCAACGCCCAUGGCAACACGUGACGAUGGAUUUCGUUCGUUACAGGUCUGCCGGCCGGAUCCAGCAGAAACGACACAGUCUUGAUUGUUGUAGACUGAUUGACGAAAAUGGCGCAUUUCGCACCAUGUUGUACAACCAUCACAGCCGAAGAAACCGGGCGACUGUUCAUCUCGACCGUUGUUCGCCUACACGGGAUACUAGCAGCAAUCAUCAGCGAUCGAGACCCGAAGUUCACGUCGAAAUUUUGGCAGGACACGUGGGCUCGGUACGGCACACGCCUGCAAUUCUCAUCCGCUUAUCAUCCCCAAACGGACAGUCAGACAAACAGGACGAACCAGACGAUGGAGCAGCUGAUUCGGACAAACUGCCCCAACCGAAACAAAUGGGAGGGCGCGCUUCCCAUGUUGGAAUUUUCCUACAACAAUGCGCCCUCAGCUACGACUAAUCACUCCCCACGGUACCUAUCUCCGCCA